Molecule: messenger RNA, 2100 nt
Organism: Spea bombifrons (plains spadefoot toad)
Lineage: Eukaryota; Metazoa; Chordata; Amphibia; Anura; Pelobatidae
Gene: HOXD11
Product: homeobox D11
Exons: 2
Coding region: 287-1120 (277 amino acids)
Biological process (GO): regulation of transcription by RNA polymerase II; anatomical structure development
Cellular component (GO): nucleus
Molecular function (GO): RNA polymerase II cis-regulatory region sequence-specific DNA binding; DNA-binding transcription factor activity, RNA polymerase II-specific
Source: RefSeq, a predicted model, not a curated record
GGCGAGUUUUUUUCGGAUGGCAGAAGGUGUAUAAUGUACUACAGUGUAGCACCUUUGUGCAGUGUGAGCAGGAUGUUUCAUCCUGCAGGGCUCUUAUAGAUAUAAGGACAUUCUACAUGGGAUCACGUGACAUAAUUACCACUAGAAUCAAUCAAGAUGAAUUGCACGUCAGCACACGUUCACGGUUUUUCCUUAGUUGAUGCUGUCCAAGCCCUCUUGAGCAAUAGAUGGAUCUUGUUCAAUGCAGUGAAAUCUCCUUGUUGCUUUCAAUCGCAAAAAGGGAGACAUGACUGAGUUUGAGAAUUGCAACAACAGUGCAUCCAAUAUGUAUCUGCCUGGCUGUGCUUACUAUGUGUCUCCAUCGGAUUUUUCAACCAAGUCCUCGUUUUUGUCUCAGUCCUCCUCCUGCCCAAUGACUUUUUCCUAUUCAUCCAAUUUAUCUCAUGUGCAACCUGUGAGGGAAGUGGCAUUCAGGGAGUAUGGAUUGGAACGCAGUAAGUGGCAGUACAGGGGCAGUUACCCCUCGUAUUACCCCAGUGAUGAUGUGAUGCACAGGGACCUCAUCCAGCCCUCGAACAGGAGAUCGGAUAUGUUAUUCAAGUCGGAUUCAGUCUGCAAUCACCAUGGAUCUUCCACUACUCCCUCUAACUUCUACAGCACAGUGGGAAGGAAUGGGAUCCUUCCACAGGGCUUUGACCAGUUUUAUGAUACGACCCAAGCAUCAACAUACCAGAUGGAAGUGGAGGAUCAGUCGACAAAAUCUGAGCUGAAAACUACAAACCCCGCCAGUAAAACCAUUUCUUCCCAGGACAAGAAAGUGACAAACGAAAAUAGCCCCGACUCGUCCCCUUCUGGGGAGGUAGCAACAGAGAAGAGCAACAGCUCAGCUUCCCAACGACUUAGGAAAAAAAGAUGCCCCUACAGCAAGUAUCAAAUCAGAGAGCUGGAGCGGGAGUUUUUCUUCAAUGUAUACAUCAACAAGGAGAAGAGGUUACAACUGUCCAGGAUGCUGAACCUCACUGACCGCCAAGUGAAAAUCUGGUUCCAGAACCGAAGGAUGAAAGAAAAGAAACUCAAUAGGGAUCGACUUCAGUAUUUUACCGGAAACCCUCUGUUUUGAAAUGGGACUGCACACAAGGAUAACUACUUUAAAUUUAUUUGGAACUUGAAAUAUCUUGAGAGGAUUUCCAAAUCUCUGGAGGAUGCCUUCUUGGUAAGGAAAGGCUCUUGAAAACGUCACUUACUGAUUACAGCCAAUGGUGUGUUUUUUCCUCAAUCUAUAACACUGAUUAUACAGUAUUAGACUGACUUAAACAUGUAGGAUUGACUUUCACGUACAGUGACUAUUAUGACUACAGUAAACCUUUACGUAAAAUAUGAAAUAACUAAGUGAAUUUAACGUUUCAAUAUAUAUAUAUAUAUAUAUAUAUAUAUAUAUAUAUAUGUAUGUGUGUGUAUAUACAUACAUAUAGUGUUUUGUUUAUGCACGAAAAUUGUUCUCUCGUGACAACGUGUUUAUAGUAAAAUGGCGUUAUCUUGGAUCAAUUGCAUGAGAUUCGAUGUCUGAAAGAUCGUUUGGUAUCUAUGUCAGGCAUAUAUUGCAUUAUAUAACCCCUUUAUGUAUAUAUUUAUUAAUUUUCAAUAUUAUUUUUUACCAACGCAAACACAUUUUGUAUGAAUUUACAGUUCAAGCUGUUAAACUAUCCAUGGAAAUAUGUCGAUUUUGAAAAAUGAUAGUUGGAUAUAGCAGAAAAUAAAAUACAUAUAAAAGUGAGAGAAUUAAUUAGGUGCUUAAAUAUCAAAUUCUAAACCAAAAUGUAUAGAAUAGGUAUCUGCCAAUGCAUUUAAGCCUUCUUCCUACAUAAAAACUAUUUUAAAAGCAAUUUUGAUGGAACAAAAUGACAUUUGGUGUUUUAGAUUCCCCUCUGCUUUUGUAGGAUCAAAAGUGACGGAUCUGGGAAAUCUGUUUAUUUUGUUGCCUGAAGAAUUUGGUUGAAUUUUUUCCUCCUUUACUCUUUAUAUGCGUGACCUACUGGGCUGUUUACAAAACCUUGAACUGUCUAGACAACACAAUAAAAACAGUGGUUGUAAGGACCAUAA